This is a messenger RNA of Coregonus clupeaformis (lake whitefish), 1915 nucleotides long. It is a transcript of the gene aire, whose product is annotated as autoimmune regulator. The transcript is spliced from 13 exons. Gene Ontology annotation, biological process: humoral immune response; regulation of transcription by RNA polymerase II. Gene Ontology annotation, molecular function: translation regulator activity; DNA binding; DNA-binding transcription factor activity, RNA polymerase II-specific. NCBI's taxonomy places the organism in Eukaryota, Metazoa, Chordata, Actinopteri, Salmoniformes, Salmonidae. Gene Ontology annotation, cellular component: cytoplasm; nucleus. Bases 1 to 1431 code for a protein of 476 amino acids. The record is from RefSeq and is a predicted model, not a curated record.
AUGUCCAGAGUCGAGGCUUUUGAGGAUCCUGACCCCCGUUCCCAGCUCAAGGAAUUCCGCACAGACAUCUCCAUGGCGAUUGAUGAUCCCUUCCCACUGCUCUAUGGGUUGGUGGACCGCAACAUCAUCAGUGACCAAAUUCUGAAGGAUACCCUGGAUAGGGAGGGCAGAGAGGGGAUCCACAAGGCCAUGUACUCCCUGCUUUCCUGGCUCCUGGAGCAGAGUAGGACCACCAUCCAGGCCUUCUGGACCAACCUGGCCAAGGACUACAACCAGGACAGCUACCCCAGACUGCAGGCCCUCCUGACCAGCAUUCAACCAGGUAGGGAGAAGGUGGGCUCCAAGCAGGGGAAGAGGUCCCCACGAGGGUCUCGAGAGUCCCACAGCAGGAAGAGGAGCCUGGGAGAGAGACAUCACCCUCACCACUCUCAGCACCACAGCAAAAGUGGCAAAGUGAAGUCAGUGAGGAAGAGUGAAGGCGCUGCAGUGGUCUCUCAGAUACCUGCUGGAAAGGGUGUCCAGGCGGUGUCCACCUCGGUCCAGAGGGCAGUCACUCUGUCGUCCAGUGAGCUGCCGGUCAGUUGCGGGGCCAGAGAGGAGAUCCUCAUCAAACAGGUGUUUGGAUCUGGAAGUGCCAAAAAGUGUAUUAAAGUGGGUGGUGAGUAUUACACCUCUGGGCCAUUGGAUGAGCUGACUGGAGGACACAAGACAAAGACUGCGAAGACUAAAUACCACCACAAGGAGGAGUCCAGCACAAGGGCCCAGCGUAAUGAUGAUGAGUGUGCAGUGUGUAAAGAUGGAGGUGAGCUCAUCUGUUGUGAUGGCUGUCCCAGGGCAUACCACCUGACCUGCUUAGACCCUCCCCUCACCACAAUACCAAGUGGCACUUGGCGCUGUCAAUCAUGCCGUUGCAACAAGGUGAGGAGGGAGAGAAUCUACCCAGUACUACCUAGCCAGUUGACAGAGACCAGCUCCAGUAACUCCACCAUAGACUUCUCCUUCUUCUCCACCUCUCUCUCCAGCGUCACCGCAACCAAGAGCAGUCAGGUCUCUGCAUAUCAGUGUGCAGGUGGCGAGGUGGUGGAGGUCAGGGAGAUGUGUGGGGUUUGCCUCCUCAGUGGAGGAGACCUGACCCUCUGUCUCCAGUGCCUACAGAAGUAUCACACCUACUGCCACUUCCCAAAUGGGAGGUCCAUCUGCUCCUCCUGCAGUAGGCCUUGGGGCAUCUCAACAGACAGAGAAGCGGAAUCCAAGGGCUUACAGGUUGGUCCAACUCCACACACUCAGGAGUACUCCUCUCUCUCAGAGCCCAUCCUACACAAGGAUGAACUAGACUCCAUCAUGGGAGAGGGCUCCAUAGAUGGGAUCCUGCAGUGGGCUUUCCAUAACAUCUCCAGGCCUCUCUCGGACACUCAGGGCUACUUUCAAUGACGCACACACACACACACACACACACACACACACACACACACACACACACACAUAACAAGCUCAAAACACAUGUUAUGAUCUCACACAAACACACUCCCUCUUUCUUUUUAUCUCUCUGUCUCUCUGUUUCUCUGUCUCUCUGUUUCUCUGUAUCUCUCCCAUUCUUAAAGGAAGGAUCCACAGUCCAAUAUAACAGAUGGUUUCAUUUAUAUAGCUACAGACAUUGAGAAUGCCUCAGACCUAGAAUUUCUUGAAGACCUUCACUUAGCUCAGGAAUGUUGUUUUUGUACAUGUUCAGGAGUUUAGCAUAACUCCACGAUGGAUGCGGUGCAAUGGGCGUUAAUUCUCGAUGGCACAUGAAAUAAACACUCUGUACUUGGAGACUCCUAGCGGCAGCUCGCUUCAUGCUGGUCUUCAUGCCUGACUAGACAGCCUGGUCUCAUAGACUAGAUGUAACAUAGUAAAUCCGGGACACUCAAAUUAG